AUGUCCGAUAUUUCCGUUCAGUUGACUGCCCCUAAUGGCCGCAGCUACACCCAACCCAUUGGUCUGUUUAUCAACAAUGAGUUUGUGGCUGCCAAGUCUGGCGAGAAGUUCGCCACUGUGAACCCUUCGUAUGGUGUGGACGAAACUGACUGGAUCCUCAGCAAUGAAACCGAGAUCACAUCUGUGUAUGCGGCCGGUGAGGAGGAUAUUGAUAUCGCCGUGAAGGCCGCUCGCAAGGCUCUCAAGGAUCCCUCCUGGAAGCUGCUCCCAGCCACUGAUCGUGGUGUUUUGUUGCUCAAGUUGGCCGACUUGAUUGAGGAGCACAAGGAGACCCUGGCCACCAUCGAGACCUGGGAUAACGGCAAGCCCUAUCAGGUCUCUUUGAUGGAUGAUCUUGGUGAGGUCACCAACACUCUUCGCUACUAUGCCGGCUGGGCCGACAAGGUGUUUGGCCAGACCAUUAGCACCACCCCGGCCAAGUUCGCUUAUACUCUCCGCCAACCUAUUGGUGUUGUUGGCCAGAUUAUCCCUUGGAACUUCCCCUUGGCUAUGGCAGCAUGGAAGCUCGGUCCUGCGCUUGCGUGCGGUAACACUAUCGUUCUGAAGCCCGCCGAGCAGACCCCGCUCAGCAUUUUCUGGCUUCCCCCAGGUGUUAUCAACAUUGUGAACGGCCACGGCCGUGUUGCCGGUGGUGCAUUGGUGAACCACCCCGGUGUGGACAAGGUCGCUUUCACUGGUUCUACCGCCACUGGUCGCGAGAUCAUGAAGAUGGCCGCCGGUUCCCUGAAGAACGUUACUCUUGAGACUGGCGGUAAGUCCCCGCUAGUUGUCUUCGAGGAUGCGGACCUCGAACAGGCCGCUAAGUGGGCACACAUUGGUAUCAUGUACAACCAGGGUCAGGUCUGCACUGCGACAUCACGAAUCCUCGUCCACGAUUCCGUGUAUGAUAAGUUCGUCGAGCUCUUCAAAGAGGUCGUCCGCACCACCAGCAAAGUUGGCGACCCCUUCUCCGACGACACCUUCCAGGGCCCGCAGGUCACCAAGGCUCAGUACGAGCGCGUGCUUUCGUACAUCGAGGCUGGCAAGUCCGAGGGCGCAACCCUCGUUUCCGGCGGUGUCCCACACAAGAACGUCGGCGAUGGUCGUGGUUUCUUUAUUGAACCCACAAUCUUCACCAACGUCAAGGACUCGAUGCGCAUCUACCGCGAGGAAGUGUUCGGUCCCUUCGUCGCCAUUGCCAGCUUCAGCACCGAAGACGAGGCUGUCACUCGUGCCAAUGACACCACCUACGGUCUGGGCGCUGCAGUCUUUACCCGUGACAUUGAGCGCGCCCACCGUGUUGCCUCCGAUAUCGAGGCCGGUAUGGUCUGGAUCAACAGCAGCAAUGACAGUGACUUCCGUGUGCCAUUUGGUGGCGUCAAGCAGAGCGGUAUCGGUCGCGAGCUCGGCGAGGCUGGUUUGGACGCGUACUCGCAGGUCAAGGCCGUCCACGUCAACAUGGGCACCAAACUGUAA
Molecule: messenger RNA, 1515 nt
Organism: Penicillium paradoxum
Lineage: Eukaryota; Fungi; Ascomycota; Eurotiomycetes; Eurotiales; Aspergillaceae
Product: aldehyde dehydrogenase family protein
Exons: 4
Coding region: 1-1515 (504 amino acids)
Molecular function (GO): oxidoreductase activity, acting on the aldehyde or oxo group of donors, NAD or NADP as acceptor
Source: RefSeq, a predicted model, not a curated record